AUGUCUUGGUUGCUGCUGCUGCUAACACUACUGGUAGUGAUGACCUUUUCGUCAUCCCAUGGAUUUCUCUUGCCGACGACGACACCUCCACCCUCCAUGGCGUUUGGCAGUAUUAUUACAACAACAACAUCCACUAGUAGUAGUACUACUACUAGUAGUCUGUACUGUCAAUUACUGGGCAUGUCGUGUCGUCAACCGACGGAUUUUAGUUUUUCCUUUCAAGGCUUUUGCAAACGAGGUGGGGAAACCGACAUUCAUUCGGAUGGUUGGGGAUUGGCAUUUUAUCAAAAUGGCGGGGUGCGACAAUUCCACGACGAUCAACCGGCGGCGGAAUCGCCUUUGGCAGACUUUUUGGUGCAGUAUCCGAUCCGAACCGUCAACAUGAUGGCGCACAUUCGCUAUGCCACCCAUGGACCCGUCAAUUUGGCCAAUGUGCAUCCGUUUGCACGAGAAUGGGCGGGAGUGCAAUGGGUCUUUGCACACAAUGGACACGUUCCAUUGUUUAUUGAUGACAAUCAAGAUGACGACAAUGACAAUAAUGAACUACCGAUACUUGGAGACAACAAACAGAAUCAAACUCAAGUCUAUCAUCCCGUGGGAACCACCGAUAGUGAAGCGGCAUUUUGUGCCAUUCUCAAUGCCCUGCGGCACAAGUAUGAUCGCAAGCUGCCCAGUUUGCCAGCGUUGUAUCAAACCCUCCACGAACUCGCCACGGAAAUUGUCGACUAUGCCCCCGACGAUACCAUCCUCAACUUUUUAAUGGCCUGUGGACCCCACGUCUUGUGGGUCUACAGUUGGCCCGGACGACGACCUGGCAGUGAUGUCUGGAAUGGAUUGCAUUACACGGUACGAGAGUAUCCCUUUACCAAGUGUCAUUUGUGCGAUUUGGAUUAUACCGUCGAUUUUGGAACUGUCACAACCCAACAAGAUCGAGUUGCCGUUGUGGCGACAAGGCCCUUGACGGACGACGAAGAAUGGAUCGAAUUGGAACCGGGAGAACUCAUCUUGUUGGACGAAGGAUUGCCUCAUGCACACACACAACAAUUGGCACGGUUGGAACAAAUGGGACAUGGACUCGUCAAUAGUACUACGACUGGGCUGCUACAGGAAGAUUUGAGACGGUACGAGUUUCAACCCGAGUUCCAUGUCGGUGGGGGCAUCUAG
Seminavis robusta is the source of this 1164-nucleotide messenger RNA. NCBI's taxonomy places the organism in Eukaryota, Bacillariophyta, Bacillariophyceae, Naviculales, Naviculaceae. The record is from the annotation of a GenBank genome assembly.